AGUUGCCAACAGCUGGUUCCCUAUUUAUUUAUUUUCUUUAAUCAUAACAAAUUUUAUUGGUUUUGUGAAGGUACUGACGGGGAAAUUAAUUCAAAGCUAUCAAUAAUAUAGUGUCGGUUUAAGUGUUGAAAUUCGCUGGUUUGUAGAUACAUUAUUGGUAACCUUAGAAGAGUACUUAUUUUAGAUUGUGCGAUCGUGGAAGAAUUUGUAAAAUGAGCAAAUUAGCGUAUACAACUGCAAAUCUUUCUGAUGUGCAGUUGAAAGAACAAGGAAAUCAGUUGUUUGUAUUAAGAAAAUAUGAUGACGCUGUAAGCUGCUACACUAAGGCGAUUAUGAAAAAUCCCAAUAAUGCAACUUACUUUACUAAUCGGGCCUUAUGUUACCUGAAACUAAAAAGAUGGGAAUUAUCAUGCCAAGAUUGUCGCCGGGCGUUAGAUCUCGAUUCUAAUUUUCUUAAAGCCCACUUUUUUUUAGGGCAAUGCCUAAUAGAAAUGGAACUAUAUGACGAGGCCAUUAAACACUUACAAAGGGCUUUCGAUUUAUCAAAGGAGCAGAAACAAAAUUUUGGAGAUGACAUUACUUGCCAGUUACGUCUCGCACGAAAGAAACGGUGGAGUUUAUUAGAAGAAAAGAGAAUAUGCCAAGAAAUAGAACUACAAACGUAUAUAAAUAGGCUUAUAAAAGAAGAUAUGGAUAGAAAUUUAGCUAGAUUGAAGAUCGGCGAGAAUAUCAAUGAACAUGAAUUAAAAGAAAAACAACAGGAAUGUGAGCAACAAUGUGACGAUCACAUUAAGGAGUUAAAUAAUAUUUUUGCUAAAGUGGAUGACAGAAGACGAAAACGCGAUGUGCCAGACUAUCUAUGUGGUAAGAUCAGUUUUGAAAUUCUCACCGAUCCUGUGAUAACUCCAUCCGGCAUUACAUAUGAACGGAAAGAUAUUGAAGAGCAUCUGCAACGUGUAGGCCAUUUUGAUCCUGUGACUAGAGUUAAAUUAACCCAGGACCAACUUAUACCGAAUUUUUCGAUGAAAGAGGUAGUGGACUCAUUUAUUGCGGAAAACGAAUGGGCUUUAGACUUUUAAAAAUUGUUCAAGUUAUACAUAUGUAUUAAAAAAAUUUAAUAUAUAUGUAGCAUUAAGAAAAACAUAAAUAAUAAAUAUUUUAAGAUACACUAAAUAAAAAUUCUUUAACCAUUACAAACA
Messenger RNA from Zeugodacus cucurbitae (melon fly), 1199 nucleotides. RefSeq names its product E3 ubiquitin-protein ligase CHIP (gene STUB1). Gene Ontology annotation, biological process: positive regulation of proteolysis; cellular response to misfolded protein; proteasome-mediated ubiquitin-dependent protein catabolic process. Gene Ontology annotation, molecular function: protein-folding chaperone binding; ubiquitin protein ligase activity. Gene Ontology annotation, cellular component: cytoplasm; Z disc. The record is from RefSeq and is a predicted model, not a curated record. Bases 213 to 1079 code for a protein of 288 amino acids. The transcript has 6 exons. NCBI's taxonomy places the organism in Eukaryota, Metazoa, Arthropoda, Insecta, Diptera, Tephritidae.